Messenger RNA from Aedes albopictus (Asian tiger mosquito), 1283 nucleotides. RefSeq lists its product as uncharacterized. NCBI's taxonomy places the organism in Eukaryota, Metazoa, Arthropoda, Insecta, Diptera, Culicidae. Bases 147 to 1229 code for a protein of 360 amino acids. The transcript is spliced from 3 exons. The record is from RefSeq and is a predicted model, not a curated record. Gene Ontology annotation, molecular function: sequence-specific DNA binding.
GUCCAACAAAUGUGUGAAACAAACAAAAGGCACACGCGUACUUUGCAACAAGUCUUGGUUGAGAGUGUCGUGUAGUAAUCAUUGUUCAAAAUAUCAAAUACGGUGCUUCAGCGAUCCUAAAUUGGAAAAUUCAAGAACUAUAAAAGAUGACAUCCAGUUGUGCCAUUUGCAAUGACAACCAACAGAAAAAUCCACAAUGUCGGCUGUUUCCCUUCCCGGACCCCGGGACGCAACCGAUCCAGUACCAGAAGUAUCUCACCGUUUGCGACCUACAGGAACAAUCGUUGUCACAGCAAGGGACUCUGUAUAUAUGCUCGGCCCAUUUCACCGCAGAUUGUAUUGACGCCGAGGGAAAUUUGGUAGAGGGGUCAGUACCCACGGCCAACCUGGAACGGAUCGAAAUCGAAGCCUAUGCGGAUGAAGAUUUCCAGAUGUUGGAGGAAUAUGAACCACUGUUCAAUGUGAAAUCAACGGCCGAAGCUGCUGUGUCUGUGGAAUCUGUGGCAGCUUCCAGCGAAACACAAGAGAUGGAAACGGAAACACUUCUUGUUCCAAAGGUAGAACCCGUCGAAGAAACCUCAGAGGAAAUUACCUUCGUGGAAACUGAAAUCAAAACGGAAGCCCCAGAAGUCGACGAAGGCAUCCCGGAUCCGUUUGGAAACGUGAUUGCGGCGGGACCAGACAAUGACCCCAAAUAUUGCAUCCUCUGUGGGGACCGGGAAUCAAAAAAUCCCAACUGUCGACUGUACGUCUUCCCGAAGAAGAUCCCUAAAAUCUAUCGCAAGUGGAUGUUGGCCGCUCGACUGGACAUGGCCCGCUAUCAGGACAAGGACAUUUACAGCUGCCAAAAGCACUUCCCAGAGAAUGGGUUCUUCGCGAAUGGAAAGUUCAUCCAAAGUUGGGCAACUCCGAAGCUACAUCUACCUCCAAGAUCAUCGAAGCCCCCACUGAAACCAGCACCGUCAACCGCACCGCAGAUAUUCUUCCUCAACGAACCCGGCCCAUCGACAUCUUCCUGCGCUGCACGACGCCCCGCCGCUGGCCCACAGAUAAUCAUCAAGUCGAAUCCGGCGAACCGGAAGAAUGCCGAAGCGCUUAAUAUCGAUCCAGACAGCUAUGCCAAGACGUUCGCCAAAGUGGUAAUGGAACUGAUGCCCACAAAGCUCAACUACAAUGGAGAACAGCGCCCGGUCACCGGCACGGUCGUGUUUCAAUCCAACUUAUUUUAAAUGGACAACUUUGACAUGUAAGACAACUUCGGAAUAAAUCUCUGCAAUGCUUUA